AUCAGUUUCCCCAAACAUUUCCUAUAUUAAAUUCCUCUGAAAGAUGGCGCCAGUAAAUAAUGACGAUCACAAUGUCGUUACGAAUGAAAUCAAGAACGUUAUCCAAGACUUGUAUGAAAUCAUGAUACAAACGCAUAAUUACGACAGCGUUGGACGACCAACUCGUGAUAUUCUUGAGAAGUCUCUCAUCCAACUCUCAACUUCUCUCCAGAUCGUUUCUCAUGCCACGGUUCCCGCUGGGCCUCCGACCGGGAAACCUCAAUUUGAUAGGGUUGCAGGAAAGGCCACGGAUCUCGCAUAUGUUCCACAGGAUGUGAUACAUUACAUUGAUAAUGGGCGAAAUCCAGACAUUUAUACGAGAGAGUUUGUGGAGGCAGCGAGAAAAAACAAUCAAUUGAUGAGGGGCAAGAUGCAAGCGUUUGGAGAUUUCAGGGAUGUACUUGCCGGAGAGAUGGAAAAGGUGUUUCCAGAGUUGGAGGAUGAUAUUAGGAUGGUUGUAGAAUAUACUACCGAUGAUAAGGAGAAAAAAUAAGUGGGCGCUGUGUGGCUACACUACAUGGAUGAGAAUAGCUUGUGAGGAUCUGGGAGUGCGACGGGAAGGCGGGAAAUGGAAACAACAUCACAUCUGCAGAGUGAAACAACGGGAGAAAGGGAGUUUAUCAGAGAGGACAGGUUUCUUGCCGGGUGAAUAGAGUUCCUUAGGAAUUAGGAUACUAGGCUUAUGGCGCAUUCAAGGGCUGGAUUCGCAUGGAGUUCCGGAAACUACAAAUGUGGGACAUUGGAGUCAUGGGCAAUCGAACGAAUGGAACAUGAUACCAACCUGAUGGUAAUCAGGACCAAAGGAGUUUCGGUACAAGUACCGAUCGGCUACAAAGGAUGUUCAUGGCACAGAUGACAUCAAUCAGGUAGCUCAUCUCAUUUAUUCAUUUUCUGAUAUCACAAUUCAGUAGUGGGACGAAAACAGAUAUGUGUAUGCA
This is a messenger RNA of Botrytis byssoidea, 977 nucleotides long. RefSeq lists its product as uncharacterized. The record is from RefSeq and is a predicted model, not a curated record. Gene Ontology annotation, molecular function: transcription coregulator activity. Gene Ontology annotation, cellular component: mediator complex; chromatin. Gene Ontology annotation, biological process: positive regulation of transcription by RNA polymerase II. The coding region runs from base 44 to 532 and encodes 162 amino acids. Lineage: Eukaryota; Fungi; Ascomycota; Leotiomycetes; Helotiales; Sclerotiniaceae. The transcript has 2 exons.